Fragaria vesca subsp. vesca is the source of this 1857-nucleotide messenger RNA. RefSeq lists its product as uncharacterized. The record is from RefSeq and is a predicted model, not a curated record. The coding region runs from base 1 to 1857 and encodes 618 amino acids. The transcript is spliced from 2 exons. NCBI's taxonomy places the organism in Eukaryota, Viridiplantae, Streptophyta, Magnoliopsida, Rosales, Rosaceae.
AUGUCCGAAUUCUCGUUGCAAUAUGUUCCGCAAAAGGCAAUAAAAGGACAGGCAAUAGCAGAUUUUCUCGCUCAUCACCCACCCUCAGAGCUCAAGGCGUUUCGCGAGUUGGAAUUCGCUGCUGUGGCACUCGCUCCAUGGACCCUGUACUUUGAUGGUUCACGGACUGAUACUGCAACCGGAGCUGGGAUAGCCAUAGCCAAUCCCGCUGGAGAUCGCUUCUCCUACUCGUUCCAGCUCGAUUUCAAAUGUACCAACAACCAGGCUGAGUACGAGGCGCUGAUCAUCGGACUAGAGAUUUUGUUGAAUUUAGGAGUCCGCGAGGUUCAGAUCUUUGGCGAUUCUUUGUUAGUCAUUAACCAGCUGGUGGAAAAGUUCAAGUGCUUAAGCUCGUCAAUUGAACCAUACCUGCGCAAGGCAUUUGAGGUGUUGGAUCGAUUCGACGACGUCUACAUCGAACACAUACCGCGUGAGUUCAACUUCGCCGCCAACGAGCUCGUCCAGGUAGCAUCCGGCCUCAACCUGCGCGACGGCGUGGGCGAGCGUUUGCUCAAGGUCGAGCGCCGUACUCUUCCCUCUUUCAUCGCUAGGGGGCAGUUUCAGGCCGCCACCCCCGAAGUUGCAGCCUUGGACCCUAUCGACGAGGAUUGGCGGCUACCAUUUAUCGCCUACCUCCAGAACCCCAACGACGCCGCUCACUCCAGGCAGAUAUAUUGCCUCGCCUUAAACUUUGUUUUACGCAAUGGCGAACUCCGGCGGCGUGGGGAAGACGGAACCGACUUCCGUUGCGUGUAUGGGAAUGAAGCUAAACGUGUCAUGCGCGAAGUACAUUGUGGAGUUUGCGGUUCGCACCAGGCCGGGCAAAAAAUGCGUUGGUUAAUCCGUCGCAAUGGGUACUACUGGCCAACCAUUCUGAAAGACUGUAUUGCCUUCGCCAAAGGUUGUCAAGACUGCCAGGCUCACGGACCAGUGCAACAUAUUCCCAACAUCCCAUUGCAGCCUAUCAUUAAACCUUGGCCGGGUCGCGGUUGGGCGAUAGAUUUCGUUGGCAUCAUUCAUCCCCAUUCUUCUGAGCAGCAUAAGUUCAUUAUCGUCGCCACCGAUUUCUUUACCAAAUGGGUCGAGGCCGAACCACUCAAGGUUGCCUCCGCCAACUCGUCCAACGGCCAAGCGGAGGCUAGUAAUAAGGUUAUCCUCGGUAUCCUCCGCAAGAUGUUGGAGUUGAACCUGCGUGUCUGGCAUGAGGAACUCUACCACACCUUGUGGGCUUACCGCACUUCAAAGCGCGGCCCGACGGAUACUACCCCGUACGCUCUCAUGUACGGUCAUGAUGCCGUCCUUCCCCUCGAGAUCAAUAUAGCUUCACUCCGCGUUCAGGAACAGCAUCAACUACUUGGCGAGGAUUACGUCCAAGCUAUGUGGCAGGAGCUUGAAGAUCUCGACGAGCACCGCGUCGCCGCUUUCAACAAUCUCAUCCUCGAGAAACAACGCAUCGCGCGUUCGUAUGAUAAAGUCACGCACGGACGAAACUAUGCUGAGGGCCAAAAGGUGUGGCGCGCGGUACUCCCACUUGGGGACAAAACCGACGGUCGGGGCAAGUGGUCCGCUCGAUGGGAAGACCCCUUUAUUAUUCAUCGUAUACUCCCCAAGGGAGCAUACCACCUGCGCGACUUGGACGGCACCAUCCAUCGCAAUCCUAUUAAUGGCCGUUUCCUCAAGCGCCACAUUGCUGGAGUUUGGGAACGCGAGGAUCCUCCACCUCCCCCAGGCCCCGUCGCUAAUGUCAAUAGUGUUACGCGCCAUCGCGUUCUCGCUCCGCCGCCUAACACUAGGGGGCAAUCCGGGGUAGAAGACUGA